Messenger RNA from Symbiodinium pilosum, 2361 nucleotides. Lineage: Eukaryota; Dinophyceae; Suessiales; Symbiodiniaceae. The record is from the annotation of a GenBank genome assembly.
AUGGCGGUCUCCGUGGAUCCGCCGCCGGAGCUGCCCCUGGGGGAUGUGGAGACCUUGGUGGUCUCCUGCAACAAGGAUGGCAUGGAUCGGCUGCGGCAAGGGGACAUCAAGGCUGCCUUCGAACAGUUUAAGUAUGCCGAGGCUAUCCUGCUGGCAAACCAAAUGGAAGGCGAUAGCACGGCCCUGCUUGCCACUACCUGCAACAACCUUGGCUGCUAUUACAAAAAGGUAGGCAAGUUUCAUGGCGCCUUGGGCUACCUCAGGCGAGCACUGAAGCUUGAAGUGGAGCUCAAAGCCGACGAGGUGACACUGGCGGGCACCCAUCUCAAUCUUUGCACAGUGCUCUCCAAGCUGGAGAAGCACGACAAGGCGCUGCAGCAUUCUCUAGUUGCUCUGGAUAUGCUGAACAAGAAGAUCGAGACUGUGGACACUCAGGCAAGCGAAGACGAUUACACGAUCCUCUCCAUUGCUUACCACAACGUCGGCCUUGAGCGUGAGCACAUGCAACAGUGGGACCAGGCGACCAUCGCCUUCCGAACUGGAUAUGAAGUCGCCAAGCGAUUCCUAGGAGAAAGCCAUGCUCUCACUGUGACGCUGCUGAACAACUCCAACGCCGUCCUGAAGAAGUCAAAGGACCUACAGGAGCAGCCUGGAUGCACGGGACCCAAGGCCCGCAGCUUCCAGCAGGCGCCGGAGAGCCCCAGCGCCGUCGAGGAGAAGCCAGCUGAGGGUACGCUUGGUACGGUCACGCUGCCUCCACUUGUUCCCAAGGAGAAGGAGGGCUCCAAAGCGCCCUCCAAGCGUGCCACUGCGGAUGCUGCCGACUUCCUCAGGAAUGAGGAGAUGCUGUGGGCAAAUUUCGCGGCCAAGACGCUCCAUAGUACUGGGCCCGCCAUCGAAGAUGACUUGCCCAAGGAGGGUGCUGAGGAGGAGGAUCCGCUGGACAACGAUGACGCAAUGGCUCGUCACCCCUUGAAUAAGGCGGCUCUCGUGUCCAUGCAGGACCUAGGCCUCAUCCUGCCGACAGCUUAUGACCAGGGCCUCUUCCGCUUUCAGGAGAAUCGAGGAAUGAAUACGAACCACAACGUCCUCGCAAAGGCGAUGAACGAUCAUCCUAAAGCCUUGAUGGACAUCAUCGAUGCCGAGGUGGACUGCGAGCCAUCGAUGUCUGCACCUAACGACUUCCGUCCAAAUCGCUCCAUGAAGCGAUCAACGCGCACUGCUAAGGUCGUGAGGAGAACGGGUGUGUUCAACUCUACGACCUUCCGCGACAAGGUCAUGGAGGAUCGCUUGCGGCUGGCAGCGGGCGGGAAGACAGCCACUGUGCAGGAGCAGAAUGCUGCUGCCUCAAUCAUUCAGAUCACCUGGCGGAACUGGCACAAGUACCUCCAGGAGAACUCUGAGUGGAUCACAGUCACCUGGAUUUGUGCCACCAUGAUACAGUCCCACUGGCGGUCCUACCACGUGCGCCGCGUGAAGCUGGACAGAAUGGUGACCAACAUCCAGAAGAUUGUCAGAGGAGUUCUUGUCCGCAGGGCAAUGCGUCAGCACCGUGCUGCGGUGACCAUCCAGAAGCGAGUAGUGGGCAUCCUCACAAGGAUGCGCAUGAAGAAGCUUAAUACAGCAGCGAGGAAUAUGCAGAGACUAGCACGUGGCUUCCUGGCCCGGCGAAGAUAUCAACGCUUCUUCACCUUCAAGGUGAGUAAAGUGAUUUGUAUCGAACGCUUCGUGCGCGCCCGGCUGGCAAAGAAACGGAUCGCAGAGAAGCGCGAGGAGGCGGAACAGCAGCGAGUCCUCGACAAGGCCUCGAUUGACUUGCAGCGCCUCUACCGAGGGUGGAAGGGCAGAGCUGUUGCGUUUGCCCGCUACUCGGAUGCCCUCCAGGCCAAGUUGGAAUACGACUCCGCCACCAAGAUCCAGUCCUUGUUCCGGGCACGGAAGGCCCGCAAGCGAGUAGACGUCAUGCGCGACCAGCGCUUGAAAGAGAUGGAGGCGGCGGCCACAUACCUUCGGAAGAUGUGGCUUGGUGUUCAGACACGGAACCAGUACCUAAAGCUGAAGAAGGAUUUCGAGAGGGCCGAGAAGACCAUCAUCACUAUCCAGCGUUACACCCGAGGCUGCCUCUGCAGAGGCAGGCUCUGGCGUGAAGCGGUGGAGCAGGAAGAGCGGGUCUGGGCCGCCAUCGAAAUCCAACGGCGCUGGCGCGGCUAUCGCGGCCGCGUACGCUGGGAGAACAGCCUCGAGCAGCUGUGGCGACGUGAGAUGGCAGCAGCCAUGCUCCAACGCAACCUCCGGGGCUGGGUCGCGCGAGCCAAGAUCGCGAAGCGCAAGCGAAAGGCCGCGCGGGAGGAGUUUGAGAAG